ACUUUCUUCCCAUCUUCUGGUGUCAGGAGAAGCCCUUGUUUGUAACACUGUGUACAAUUCUGCAAUUCUGGGUUAAGGAACAAGUGGCCCUGGGGUGGCCACCACAGAUUCACAGCCCCGCUGAAGGGAAAAUGGGACAGGAUGAGGAGGGUUCGGAUGGCCGGGGGUGAGUCAGAGGCAACCAAAGAGACAGUGGAGGAAACAGAAUAAGGUGUCAAAAGGUCACGCUUGAUAGGAUCCGGUCAGUCACAGGCAGAAGAGAAGAGAGCAAAAGGCUGCAAGAAGAAAAAAGUUUGUUUCCUCUGGGGUAUCCACCAGCUCCAGAGGGAUGCAGAAGGGUGGGGUGAGAUGGAGACACUAGGAAAAUGGGAUCCAGCUUAAAAUAGCUGAAACAAAUCCCUGGAACGGGAGGAAGGCAGAUGCUCCCUCUUCUUUUACCCUCAGAAUGAAAUUAUCAAUUGUCUGAUUUCUUUCCCCGUCGCCCUUUCCCCGUCGCCCUAACAGCGCUCUUGCCCCCAGCUGGGAUGAGGUGGGGGGUGGCACCCUCAACAGAGUUAGCCUCUUAUCUUGGCUGCUCUGAGUUCAUCCCUCCCACAUUAUUCAAAUAUGAAUCAUCUAAUUCCAGGGUUUGGCUGAUCCACGCUUCUGCCUUCUCUGGCCUCCCAGUGCUUUCCACUGCCGCCCUCACAGAUCCUAGCUCGGAAUUGCCUCUACCCCUUUCUCAGUUACCAUCUUCCAGGGGACUUGGACUUGCGGCCUGUGUCAUGGCUUUUGAAGUCAGGAGGGCAUCUUAGGAGGUCCAUGAGUCAGAGAUGCUUUUCUGGAUGACCCCCACCCCCAUACUGGGUCUGCCCACUCAGAGAGAGUGGGAGAAAAACAUAUGGUCUCUCUAGAUGGCUAACAGGUUCUUAUGAAAUGGAAACCUAUUAGUGGGGGGACCACGGGAAAUCUAGCUCAGCCCCACCUUGGUGCAGAGGGACAGUAUGCGUAUUUGAAUCUGGAGUGCACUACGGUCCCCCAGGGCCCCAGCCAGACUUCUGUACACCAGCUCCACCUGCUUCCCUGGGUUUCUGGUGGGAAGCUCUGGUGCUUUAUUUUUGCAUGGAGGGAGGUGCUGCAUUGUCUGUGCCUUCUGCCUUCUGCACCUGGAGAGCUGGCUCUGCCUGGAAACAGGCAACAGGUUACUUGUCAGGGAGUCUCAGCAGUGUCAGAUGGCAGGGGUGAUGUGCAAGGGAGGCUGCCCCUUGGGAUGCCACUGACUACCCUCUGCCAUCCCCUGACCCCCCCCCCCCCCGCUGUCAGAGGUGCCGAUGGACAAGGAGCCUCUCAGUCCCUCCACAGUAUGAGGGCACUAACAAUGGCUGCUGCGGGGGAAGGGGCCUGAGGAGAGAGGUGCAGUCAAGGAUGAGCAGGAUUUAGACUCAUCCCUCACACAGGAACCAUAUGAGGAAAGGUAAGACAUUCUGGUCCAGCCCAAUCAAUAGAUUCUCUCCUGAGACAAGGUAAAAGGGAGAGGGAGAGAGACAAAAAGCAGAUUAAAAAUGAGACAGAGCCAAGAACAAACCACAUUCAUCCUUUCCCUCCUUCCUCUUUUCUCUCCCUCCCUCCCUCUCUCCCCUCCCAUGCUCCCUCGCUCACCAUUCUACUCCCCUGUUUUGCUUUAAGGCAGGCUGAGUAAUUUCUAAUCAACACUUGGGUUCUUUUCCUCAGGCUGCAAUGGCUGCUUCCUUGUCUUUCCAUUACUGAAAUCCAGUACUUUUUCCUGCUACGGAUUUAGCCACAUGAUUUCUCAUUGUCACUGCAAUGCUACUUCCUGCAAUAGAUUGGUGGCGUUGUUGAUGUUCUGAACAAAACAAAAUGCCUACCAGCUGCUAGUUUAGCAACAGGUGCCAUCUAGCAAUGAGACUUGAAGAGGGCUCCUUCAGUCGUUGUCCCUCCCCUGGAGGCCUUUCGGAUUCAGUCUUCCCUGGCAGCAGGGGCUGUGAGAAACAGUGGCUCUACUCCGAGAGAGCCUACUCUAUGGACUAGCGAUAGGUUUUCCUAGAGACCGUUGGGUGUCUCUGUGGUGGAGUCUAGUUGUUCCCUCAGCUUUUCUGGGGGGUGGGAACCCUUUCAUUCCCUUAUCAACCCACACUGAAAGCUCAUACUCAACCCCUGUGAUUUCUAUAGGUACUGAGACUAAGGUGCCAAUGGACCCUCAGAGAAGGGCCAGCCUAGUUGGUGAUUCAAACUAGCACUCGGGGAAUCUGUCAUAAUGGCUGAUGGUUCUGUACGAGCUGCAUAGGUGCUGUGUGCCUGGAAUAGGCAAACUCUAUCCAAAACAGGGGACUCUAACCCAAACUAACCCUGAAAUGAAGUUCCUAAAGAAGUGAUGGCUGAACUGAGAAUGCAGUUUUCAUGCAGUCAGGGAGUCGCUGGCUUGUCCUACGCACUGUGCUGUAUCUUAGUAAGAAUAAGGACACUAAAACAACCACCUUCUAAUCCAGCAAGGAGCAGCCAGUAGACACUAGUUUUAGCAUUGUGCAAAAGCAGUAAGAGAAAUCUUCCCUAAGUAUUGUGAGGUGGUUCAGAAAAUCUCCUAACCCAGGGUGGAGGAGGCAGGGUGGUGUUGGGGCAUGAUUGUUACCUGGGCCACUUUGCUAUCUGAUGACCAUGUAAGGAUGGUGAUAUGAAGACUUAGGGUGUUAUCAGUCCUGGGAAAGGAAGACUUUCUUUUAGAGAUUGCUGGUACCUUAACUUCCAUUAUCCCCUUUCAUGCUCUGUACAGUGCCUAUACUCCCUCCCUUCUCUGUUCUGCCUUCUUCCACAGAAGGGACAUUGUUUACACCAGAACUUCUUUCAAUAUUUUAUCAUAGCUGUCCCCACGCACACCAUCCCCAGCCUGGGUGCUCCUUGCUGGAUUAGAAGGUGGUUGUUUUAGUAUCCUUAUCAUGGCCCACAGUUUGGACACAUGAGCAUGCGGAGUGGCUGCUCUCCAAAGGUUUGAGUAUAGUGAGCUCUGUGCUUCUAUGUGUUAGCAGGUUUUAGUCCAAGUACUCGGUGCUGGCUCUAAUGUUAGUUUUAGUAUGGGAACUUGGUGGAUGGAAAGAUCCCUAACCUGGGAGUUGAAGGUUAGGUUCAAGGACUAGGUCUUCUGUGAAGAGCUGUGUAACCCUUGGUCUUACAGUCUGCUAGGUGGGUGAUUUCUAGGGUUGCUUUUGGCUGUGAUUCUGAGUCUGAGCGUUUUCUCGACCUAGUUUUGGUGACCUGCUAAUUCACCUGGUGAAGGAAACUGAGUAAAUCUGUUUUCUUCAGUGUUUUUCAUUCUAAUUGAUGUUUAGAAUGAAACAAACAAACAAACAAACAAAAAACCAAAAAACAAAAAACCACCAGCUAGGAAAGGAGAUCUGUUGCUGAGAUUUUCAGAAGAACAAAUGAUUAGCAUUCAGCUUUUGGGACACAGGGUUGGGUGGUCAGGUUAGGUAGAACGAGUCGAAUAGUUUGAACUAGGUGGCUGAAUCCAGGCCAGCAUGGAUUCCUCCAAUUUCCAGAACCUACUUCUCCCUUCUUUGGGCAUUCAUACUUCCUAUUCUCUAGUCGGAAGCAUACAGAAAGGUAAUGGCUUUUGGUGUUGUUCUUGAUAUUUUUGUGCUGUGCUGUUUCCCUUGGUGUUGGUGGCUUUCAUAUACAUUAUCCCAUUUGAUCCUUCUGAAGUAAGGCCAUUAUUACCUACUCACACCCAAGAAGCCCAAGGCUCAGAAGAAAUAAAGGACUGAUCUGUCUAUGGGGUUUUAUUGAUUAAAAAAAUUCAUGAGAUAUGGUGUGUCAGCACUUUGGCAUAACUUGGCCGUCUCAAGCGCCGGGAUCCACGGAAACCAUUCUAUUUUGGUUAAGGUGGCACAAACUGUAGUUCUUGACUUUAGUGAAUAAACAUGAUGACUACUGUGGCGUCUUAGAGUUCAUGGAAUUCAGGGAAACAGUGCAGGGGAAAAUGAGAGAGAUCGGCUGUUGGUUUCCCCUAAAUUAAGUCCUGAGGUGUGCGUGUGGGGUAAAGUGUAUAAGGAAUACUUCAGAAAGGCAGGGGCUGUGUCCUCGGGAUAGCAUUUGGGACUAAGUGUUAGUGCUACACACCCAGGAGCCCUGAAAGAUGUAGCCAUGCUGUAUGCAUGCUUAGAAUCUCGGUGACGGAGAUAGGCUUUUGGCUCUCCGAAAAUGAAAAGAAAGCAUUUUGGAUGACUGGAGUUCUUUGUGGGCCAAGAAACAAGAAAGAGCACAGAGGAACAUGCUACUUCCUCUGUUCGCCUUCUGUGUCUGGAGCUUACAGGAUGCAGUGAUCUGCCUUAGGAGCAGAAUGGACACACUAUUGCUCCUUCUGUACCUGGCCUUUCCAUGGGGCUAAUACAGAGGAGAAGCAGGUCAUAGGCUGCAGUUUAUGUGUGCAUGUACGUGUGUGUGUGUGUGUGUGUGUGUGUGUGUGUGUGUGUGUGUGUGUGUGUGUGCCUGUGCAAGUGUUAAGGGGUAGGGUUAGCAUUAACUGACUUGGAUUUGAAUGCUAGUUUAGUAUUUUAUCUUAUUUCCUUUGACUUAGACAUACAAAGCUCACUCGCCUCACAGUGCUGGUUAAAUAAUUAAAAUUAAACCAUGUAAAAACUCCCCGAACAACGUUCAGUAGAUAGUGACAGCCCAUUACAUCUCACAAACCAAACUAGGCAUGCUCAUUAGCAAGCAGCAUCAAGAAACAAACUCCAUAGCUCACUGAGUUAAUCAUGUCCCAUGGAAGCUGCAGUUAGUUGUGGGUAACUGAGUGUUGGCUUGGUGGACUUGACUCGGUACCAGUUGUCCUUUACCAGUGUGAAGGAACAGACACUAACUGGUUAUGUGGCUCUCACAGUGGAGGGCAAGGGUUUGGGAGGAUUGGGUGGGAGUACAGAGGCAGCGUGUAGUGCCAUACCACACAAGUGCCUCUAAAUUUCUACUUGGACACGCCGUGUGACUUAUCUGCUCAUAUUACGCUGGGCAAAGGAAAUCCUGUUGUACAGUGUACGGUCUGUGGAGUUGGACCGGUAUGUGUGCCUGCAGAGUCUUCCAAUGCAAGACUGGAAAGGGAAGGAACAGUGAAAUCCAUCCGUUGGACUAAGUCAUCUAACAACUGUAAUCUUUGUCCUUACCAUGUAGCAGAAUCUUCAGAACCCUGCAGAAUGGAAUUAUUGUUAAGAAAGGCUGCAGAUGACUGAAUAGGAAAUUCUCAGGCGAGGAAAUGGGAUUCUGCUGUGUACUGUGCUGAGAGCUGGAGGCAGCUUUUAGAGACAGUGAUACUUGAGGAAGUCCUGAAGAAUAAGUAGGAGUUAGAAGGGAAGGGAGCUACGGGGAUAAAGAAUAAAGAAAUGUGCAGAGGAAACGGGCUAUGUAACGGCUGAGAACCCAGGGAGGAUGUGAUACUUUUUUUGUAAACUACAAAUAUUUAUCUGUGCUUGAAGCAUUUAGUGCUGCAGGAGCACAGAAAAGAGAAGCCCCUUUGUCCUCCAGAAGGCUAAAGGGAGUCUUGAAAAAAAGAGUCAGAGCCAGGGGCAUGCUGUGAUCAAGUGUGCAUUUCAGAAAGAACAUUCGUGCUCAAGGUGGUGAAUAGAUUAGAUGUUGGUAAGGAGCCUUGUAGGAGAAGGUAUGAUGGGACCUGUACCUAGGUGGUACAAUGAGAUAAGAGACAGACAUGGAGUUUCAAGAGAUGGCUUAGAGGUUAAGAGCACUGGCUGCUCUUCCAGAGGUCCUGAGUUCAAUUCCCAGCAACCCCACAACCUCUCACAACCAUUUAUAAUGAGAUCUGAUGCCCUCUUCUGGCAUAUGGGCAUACAUGCAGACAGAACACUGUAUACAUAAUCAAUCAAUUAUGGAAGGGCAGACUGACAGACAGACGUGGACAGACUUACAUGGUGGAAGUAGGAAUGGCUGGAUGCAGAGGUUGAAAGGGAAGGAAUGUUAAGGAUGCAUCUUGAUUUCUAGUCUGGGAUUUCUAGGAAUCCAUGGCUAUGGAUUAAUAUGAAAGGGGAAACACAUAAAGGAGGGACAUGGACAUCUCGCACUGUCUCUUUCUCCUAAUUACAUUAUAGCCUAGGCUGCUAUAAUUAAGGUAUGCUAAACCAUACUGUAUUAGUGAUUUUAUGCAGUGCUCAAUAAAAGCAACUUAGGAAGAAGAGCUUGUUCUGGCUGACACUUCAAGGCUAUAGCUCACCCGGGUCCUGGUGGUGGGAGCCUGAGACACCCAUCACACUGUGUCUGCAGUCUGAAGCACCCAUCACAUGUGUCUGCAGUCAGAAGCAGAGGGAGUUGAAUGUUUGGCUCAGUACUUUCUCCUUUUCAUGUAGUCUGGGACUCCAGCCCAUGGCAUGAUUCGGUCUACAUGGAGGUUGGUUCUUCCCACCUCAUUUAACGUCAUCUUAAUCAUUCACCCCAGAUAUGCCCAGAGUCUUACCUCCUCAUUAAGUUUUUGGUCUUAUCAAGUUGAUGAUCUUACCCAUCAUGCCUAGUGACUAAUAUAAAGUACUGUAUUUUUCUUUCUCAUUACAGUUUGGAUAUGUGGUGCUACAGCUACCAUUUUAACAUGUGGUUCCUAGCUGUAGGCUCUUCUCAUCAGGAGGAACAAGGAAAAUAGAGUUGAGGGCAAACAGCUUGCUGGCAGAGAGGUGACCUAGAAGCUGUACACCUAGUUUCUCACUGCUUAAAUGUAGUCACAGGGCCAUAGCUAGCUGCAAGAGAGUCCAGAAAAUGUGUAGAUCCUGAUGGUUUGUCUGUCCAAAUGAAAACCUGGGAUAUCCUAUUACUAAAAAGGAGGAAAUGGUUGUGUCUCCCUCUUUAGGAGAAUGAGCUUAAAUAUGUUUAUGUAACACCAAAAUAGAGAGUAAAGCUGUGUAUUUGAACCUGGAGCUCAGGAGAGAUCCAGACAGGAAACACAGACAAGUUGAUAAAGGUUGAUAGGAGAUAGGAACUUUCUUAUAUAUUCCCUUGCUUGUCUAAAUGACUGGAGUUGAUUUCUAAGGUCCCUUUGCAUUGCAGGGUAAAGAAUGACCUCUUUCAGCACUGCUUUGGUUCCACUGGACUAGCACACAAGCUAGUUAGACGUCACCCGUAACUCAGCUCGGAUCUAUGGAUGAUGAAACAAGUCAGAUAGAUAUAUCUGGUUUUUAUCUACAUGGUGGUUGCAGAAUAGGAAAACAUGGCCCGGCUGGAGACAUAGGAAUUAUGCUCAAUGAGUGGCAAGCUUUGUGUGCAACGGGCAUCAGAGCUAUUGGCUGCCAAUAAUAACUAGGCUAUGGGCCAAGCCUAUGUGGGUGUCAUUGACCACACUCCUAUCUGAAAUGGGAACAUGGUGUUGUACUUUGAGAUGGAAAACAUAUUAGGAUGCUAGCAUUAAAAAAAUGGUCUUCAAAUGGUCUAUCUGGUUACUCUAGGUGUAAUGUAGAUAAAGGAUUCAGGUACUGGGGCAACAAAGAAGAGACCUUAGUGUUAGAUUGGUCUUGUGGGCAGUGCAUUCAGAUGCUGAGUUCUAUAUGACAAGAUCAGGUUGCAGUCUAGACAUGUGUGGGAACAGGAAGCGAGGAUGGGGGUGGUGGAGAGAGGUGAUGGAGUCACACGAUGAAUCCUGGGAAUCAGACUCCCGAAACCAGCAUCGGGGUGCAUAUCUGAGUUUAUUGAGCAGUGCAUAAGCUUAUAUUCAGUGUUCAAGUCAAUCCAAGCCCCUAAAUCUUGACCAAUCAUAUUUUGCCACAGCAACAUCAUGCUCCAAUGAAAGCCCUGCUGAUGAGGUUACUCAGAAGUGUCAGGGCGGGGGCGGGGGGGCUAGGAGAAAGGGAGCCAUCUUAGACCUGAUGCCAUGUGCAGCGGAUCGGGACUCUCUGAGCAGUCUCAGGAGCCUGUGGUCCUCACUCUCCCUCACGCUCUUUUCCUUCACAAGGUUGGCCUCUACAUUCCCACAGACAUGGGCACUGUGUUGACCAAUGUGCUGUAAGGAAUGAUCCCCAACAUCUCUGAUUGGUAAGUAAAAAGUAGAGCCUGUGACAGGGCAGGGGGAGAGGAAGACGGGGCAUCGGAUCGACUAGGGGGUCUCAGGUAGGGACCACGAGGGAGAAGGAUCAAAGGAGGACACAGGUGGAACCAAGCAAAUAGGAUCUAUGGCUGAGAUAGAAUAGCUCAGAAUCUGCCCAGUUUAGACUUAAAGGUUGUUGAUAAAGAUACCAUGUUCCUGUGUUUUUUAUUUGCAAAUUUUACAGGCUAAAGUGGGUGUUGAAAUGCUCUGCAGAAACCUGGGAACAAAAGGGGGCACAGGACACCCCCCCAAUAAAUUACUACGAUACCAUGGUUCUAGCCAGUUUAAGCAUGGAAGAAAUCUUUUUUUCAAAGAGUUUGAUAAACUUGGGAAUCAAUGGGAAAUGUAGAGAACAAGGCUCAGAAAAUAGGCAGGCACUAAGGUGACAUCUACUAUUCUUACUAAAGACUUUUUUUUUUGAACCUCAGUUGAUCAAGGAGAUUGUUUCUACUUCUAAAAGAAAAUUGUCAAGCUGCAUUUUUCUUUGUCUUUAAACCUUUAACCUGUAGGUAGACAUGGGGCAAAUGCUUUGCUCCCAUCCUGAAUACUCAGGGAUGCACAGUCUUUCUUUACUUGGUUGGACCAUAGGCUAAUCCCAUAUGUGCAUACCUUCUAUUUGCUUGUCUACAUUUGGAAAGCUUGCCCACUGGCUGUCUCGAAAACGUCUUGGGAGGUUGAGACAACAUGUUUAAAGUGUGAAAACAAGUGAUAGAUUUCUUAUGUUUUAACUUGAAGGCAGGAGAAGGAAGGUUUGAAUCCACAUAUUGAAUAAAGAAUAAGGAAUUUGUCAAAUCUGCUUUGGGGACUUGUAGACUUAAGGGAUGGGUAAGCUUUAUACAAAGCUUCUAGAUGCCUGUCCCUAGAUAUUUUUGUGACCUUAGCAGCAUCUUGCUUCUCUAAAGUGGGCGGAGGGUGCUUAUAGAACUGCCUCUCAGAGAUGCUGGAGGAAUGGCUGUCAACAAGUGGGGAAAGGAACUUGCUCUGAAAAGAAAUGAAGGUGCUAAAAUAAGAACAGCCUUGCUUUAGAAACUGCUUGUGUUUCUUCCACGAGAAUAUAGUUGGUCAUAUGGAGAAUCCCUUCCCUCACAUGAGAAUUGGGGUAGGCAAAUCGGGACCCUAAUUUGCAGGCACUUGGAGAGGACUUUUCUCUAGUCUGAAAGUAAUCCAGGAGGACAGCUGCUAUUCUGAGGUCACUUCUUCAGGUUUGGGCCAGAAUGCACGCUCUGCACCGAGGCGCCCCUGCUAAGAAAGCCACUCAGACUCUCAGGCUCCUGUGUACGUCCAUUUGUUGAUUUACUCCACAUUUUCUUAGACCUCAGCUACACUCUAUGGCUUUGCUGGAUGUUGGGGAUGUAGGCUCAAGGAAAUCCUGGUAACUAACCUCAGGCACCUUAGGGUAAUACAAAUAAGCAAGUUUAGAUGAAAUGUACCAAGAUCUGGAAUUUGCCUUUUCUUUGCGUUACUAGCAUUUAAUGACGUGUUUUGAAUAGGUUUUGGCAGAGUUAAAAUAACAAAGGUCAGUGUUUUCUAGAGUUCAGAGAGCCAAAAGUAUGUGUAAGAAUAGUUGGUCUAGGAGUUGGGGAUUUAGCUCAGUGGUAGAACGCUUGCCCUGGGUUCGGUUCCCAGCUCCGAAAAAAAAAAAAAAAAGAAUAGUUGGUCUAAGAUGAUGACUCUUCUCUCUAUGGAUGAGCUACUUGUGGUCUUCGAUAGCUUACAGUGCUGCCUGUAGUCAGUGAUUAACUUUUGAAAGGAGAUCUGAUCUUUACAGGUGUGUUCUGUGCCACACACACUGCCUGUCUUAGUCAGAGUUUCUGUUCCUGCACAAACAUCAGGACCAAGAGGCAAGUUGGGGAGGAAAGGGUUUAUUCAGCUUACACUUCCACAUUGCUGUUGAUCACCAAAGGAAGUCAGGACUGGAACUCAAGCAGGUCAGGAAGCAGGAGCUGAUGCAGAGGUCAUGAAGGGAUGUAUCUUACUGUCUUGCUUCCCCUGGCUUGCUCAGCUUGCUUUCUUAUAAGAACCCAAGACUACCAGCCCAGGGACGGCACCAUCCAUAAUGGGCUGGGUCCUCCCCCCUUGACCACUAGUUGAGAAACUGCCUCACAGCUGGGUCUCAUGAAGGCAUUUCCACAAUUGAGGCUCCUUUUCUGUGAUAACUCCAGCUUGUGUCAAGUUGACACACAAAACCAGCCAAUGCACUGCCCUUCUUCCUUUCAUUUAUUUAUUUGCCUUUUUUCUGCUUCUACCUCUUUUUCUGUAAUAGCUACCUACCUUAGUUUGAAGAAUGGACCAAGUUCUUUCUGUACCACUUAAAUGAUUAAGAAAACUUCAAAACUCAUGUUCAGUAAGAUGUCCCCAGUGCCUGAGCUCAGAAUGUCAGCUCUCUGUACCAGCCAGUGCCCAUACUCAGAACAUCAGACUUCCCACUGUGGGCCAGUGCUCAAGCUCAGCAUGCCUGUCUUCCUAAUGUGUGCCAGUGACUGAUCUCAGAAUUCCUGCCUUCCCACUGUGUGCCAGUACUUGUUCCUGCAUUUGCCACACCUCUCCUCAGCGUUCCUCUCUGACUCCUUUCAGCGAUAUGUCCCUCUAGACAAUGGAUGCAAAUGUAUAGCUGGAAUGUAUAUGGGCCCAAUCAUAAAUAAGCUCUGGCUUUAAAUCUUAUUUUGUUUAUGUGUGUAUGUCUGCCAUGUGUAUGUGGUGCACCUAGGGGGAAAGACGCAGCGGGUCAUCUGGAGCUGAAGUUACAGGUGGUUGUGAGCUGCCCAGCGUGGGUGCUGGGAACCGAACUCAAGUCCUUUGGAAGAACAGCCAGUGCUCUUACCUGUUGAGCUCUCUCUCCAGACCUAUGAAUGAGGUCUUACAUCAUACCAAGGCAUUGGGAUUUGGGAAUUUUAUCCUGGAGAGAAUGAGGAAUGAAUAGCAUUUAAGGCAAGACACUGAACUGAUGGGAUGAUCACAGGUUUUUAGGAAACAUUUUUUUGGGGGUUCUUUUUUUUCGGAGCUGGGGACCGAACCCAGGGCCUUGCGCUUCCUAGGCAAAUCCCCAACCCCUGAUCACAGGUUUUUAAAAAGAAUGCUCUAGAAAAAUGUUGCGUAUCGAUUGGGCUAGAAGUGUCUGUGUGUAUGGUUACUCAGUACACAGCUCUCACAUCCAGGGGGUAACGCUAGCCAUAUAAGGUGAUGGUUAAGAACUUUGGAGCCAGUCAACCUGGGGCUCAGCACAUUUGUCACCUGCCACACUGAUAUUUUAAGCAGGUUAUGCAUAUUAUUAGAACAUCAGUUUCCCAUACGUAAACCGAGCAUGAUAAUAACCCCUAUUUCAUAUGUUUUUGAAAGAAUUCACUAAAAUGCCAUAGGAGAAAGGCUUAUCAUGUAAGGUCAUACAACAAUUAUCUGGGAAGGUGAACAAGAAACCUGGUGAUGGUGGGAACAGAGAAAAUCCAAGUGAGGGAUCAAAGGCAGUGGGCAAGUCAUCGCAGCCGAAGCAUUGGCCUGGAGUGGGUGUAUUCGUUACUUUUGCCUCACUGUGACCAGAGUUCCAAACAGGGCCAACUUAAAUGGAGGAAACAAAAAUUUAUUCCCACUUAUAGUUUCAACCCAUCAUGGAAGGGAAGGCAUGGUGGAAAUGCCUUCAUAGUGAAUACCAUCAACCUUUCAGAUUUGACUCAACUGUGCAUGAGGAGUUAUAGGAAACAUGUCCCCAUCCUUUUGAGAAGGGACUGCUGCUGGGUUGUGGGAAAAGCGAGCUGAAAUUCUGGGCAGGGCUACCAGAUUGCAAAUUAGCAUACCAAAUUGGGAACAGUUUCUGUAUGAGGCAAACACAGGAUAAAAACAAGAGAUGCUGUCACGUGGGCACAAGAAAUCUACUCUCUCAUCCUGGACAUAGGGUUAGGGCCAGAUGAGCAGUUGUAGACCCUGGAAGCUGGGUUUCUGAUGGAGUCAGAGCGGCUUUGGAAAUCAAAUGCUCCUUACCAUUGGAAACCGACAAAGUGGAGACAGAGAUUGUCAUUUUCAUUUUAAAUCUCAGUGGUCAUGGUCCUCAAAAAGUCUGGUAAAUGGACACUCAGAACUCCUGGCCAUGUCCUCUCAGCUAAUCCAGCUCUGUCCUCAGUGCAGGGUCCCAUCAUACCUGCAUCUGUGCCCAUCCAGUGCGCACGUGUACACGCAGUGCACGCAUACAUGCAUGUGCAUUCACAUAUGCCACUCUCCAUUUUGACUUCAAGGACACACUAUUGAAUUGGUGAAUGACACAUCGAGACUCCGUCACUGUGGAACUCCUGACAUAGCUCCAGCAUGCUCUUCCCUUUUCACGGCCAGCAUCUCAUGCCUGACUGUCUGCCCUUGCCUGGCUUGGGGACCACAGCACCACAGAAGUCAAGAUGCUUCUCGAUAGUUACAGCAACCACAACAGCGGUUGCCAUAAGUAUUUAGGAUGAAAUGUCAUCUAACCUUUAAACAACCCCAUAAGACUGUUACUAUUAUUAUGGUUUUACUCAUGAGAAAUCUGAAGUUCACGAGCUGAGUAACUUGCCUAAGGCCUUGUAGCUGGAUUCUAAUUUAGGACUGAUUUCCAAGUUCCAGCCUUUAACCAACCGUCGUGCUGUGGAAAGGCCAACGUUUCCGAGAGCGUAUUUCUUACUCUUUGGAGCACGAGUUUGUGUGUCUGUAAUGGAGGAAGCCGAGAGCUGACUAACCUCUAUUAAUAAUUGAUUAAGAGAGUUCAAUGGCUUCCCUCCCUCAAAUGGCUAAUCUCAUUAACAGAGAACAGAGCUGGUGACAAGAUUAUUCUCAGCAAUCAUCUGAUGAACCAAAACCCAUAUUUGACUCUUUAAAAAAAAAAGAGUAAAUAAUGUUUGAAACCUCAAGAACGCUUUUAUGUAGCACUUUCCCCCCUCGAUGAUUUUAUUUACCCUGGAGAGGCUGGGAAGUGAGAUUUUUCCCAAGCAGAGCCUCAGCGGGGCACAGGGCAGAGGGACCUAGCAUGGUCAAGUGCAUGAUAUGUCCUGGGAACACUGCCCAUGCUUCGUUCCCCAGACACAACUGUUAUUGAUUGAAUGCUUUUCACCUCUCUGAUCCACUUACGUCACCUGGAAAACUGGGACAUGAGCAAAGAUUUGAAGAAUUACAGGGCAGAAAAUUGGCGCUGUAUCGUUUAAGGAGGAACUGUAACGUAAGGCACGUUUCUACUGCAACCAUGGUUGAAGGCCUCCAGGUCACAGUGCCCGACAAGAAGAAGGUGGCCAUGCUCUUCCAGCCCACCGUGCUUCGCUGCCACUUUUCCACGUCGUCCCACCAGCCUGCUGUGGUACAAUGGAAGUUCAAAUCCUACUGCCAGGAUCGCAUGGGAGAAUCCUUGGGCAUGUCUUCUCCCAGAGCCCAAGCCCUCAGCAAGAGGAACCUGGAAUGGGACCCCUACUUGGAUUGUCUAGACAGCAGAAGGACCGUCCGAGUGGUAGCUUCCAAACAGGGCUCCACUGUUACCCUGGGGGAUUUCUACCGGGGCAGAGAGAUCACCAUAGUUCACGAUGCAGAUCUUCAGAUUGGAAAGCUCAUGUGGGGAGACAGUGGGCUCUAUUACUGUAUCAUCACCACCCCGGAUGACCUGGAAGGCAAAAAUGAGGAGUCGGUGGAACUGCUGGUGUUGGGCAGGACAGGGCUGCUUGCUGACCUCUUGCCCAGUUUUGCUGUGGAGAUUAUGCCAGAGUGGGUGUUUGUCGGCCUGGUAAUCCUGGGGAUCUUCCUGUUCUUCGUGCUGGUGGGGAUCUGCUGGUGCCAGUGCUGCCCUCACAGUUGCUGCUGCUACGUCCGCUGCCCAUGCUGCCCAGAUUCCUGCUGCUGCCCUCAGGCCUUGUAUGAAGCAGGGAAAGCAGCCAAGGCCGGGUACCCUCCCUCUGUCUCCGGUGUCCCUGGCCCCUACUCCAUUCCCUCUGUCCCUUUGGGAGGAGCCCCCUCUUCUGGCAUGCUGACGGACAAGCCUCAUCCACCUCCCUUGGCACCAAGUGAUUCCACUGGAGGAAGCCACAGUGUUCGCAAAGGUUACCGGAUCCAAGCUGACAAAGAGAGAGACUCCAUGAAGGUCCUGUACUAUGUCGAGAAGGAGCUGGCUCAGUUUGAUCCAGCCAGGAGGAUGAGAGGGAGAUAUAACAACACCAUCUCAGAACUCAGCUCCCUGCAUGACGAUGACAGCAAUUUCCGCCAGUCUUACCACCAGAUGCGGAAUAAGCAGUUCCCCAUGUCUGGGGACGUGGAGAGCAAUCCUGACUAUUGGUCAGGUGUCAUGGGAGGCAACAGUGGGACCAACAGAGGGCCAGCCCUGGAGUAUAACAAAGAGGACCGUGAGAGCUUCAGGCACAGCCAGCCGCGCUCCAAAUCCGAGAUGCUGUCGCGGAAGAACUUUGCCACUGGCGUGCCGGCCGUGUCUAUGGACGAGCUGGCGGCCUUUGCAGACUCCUAUGGCCAGCGGUCGCGGCGUGCCAACGGCAACAGCCACGAGGCCCGAGCGGGGAGCCGCUUCGAGCGCUCGGAGUCGCGGGCCCACGGUGCCUUCUACCAGGACGGCUCGCUAGACGAGUACUACGGACGCGGGCGCAGUCGCGAGCCGCCAGGAGACGGGGAGCGUGGCUGGACCUACAGCCCCGCUCCCGCACGCCGCCGGCCGCCGGACGAUGCGGCUCUGCCGCGCCUGGUGAGCCGGACCCCGGGCACCGCGCCCAAGUACGAUCACUCGUACCUGAGCAGCGUGCUGGAGCGCCAGGCGCGGCCUGAGAGCAACAGCCGCGGGGGCAGCCUGGAGACGCCAUCCAAGCUGGGCGCACAGCUUGGCCCGCGCAGCGCAUCCUACUACGCCUGGUCGCCGCCAGCCACCUACAAGGCUGGGGCCAGUGAGGGCGAAGACGAGGACGACGCUGCCGACGAGGACGCGCUACCACCCUACAGCGAACUGGAGCUGAGCCGCGGGGAACUGAGCCGGGGCCCGUCCUACCGCGGGCGUGACCUGUCCUUCCACAGCAACUCGGAGAAGAGGAGGAAAAAGGAGCCCGCCAAGAAAACUGGCGACUUUCCAACCAGGAUGUCCCUUGUAGUCUGAUACCUUUAAGACACCUCUCUGGAUUACUGGAAAUCAGAUGCAGACAAUGGAGACAAGACACAAAUCUGAAAGCCGGCAAGCCUAGAACCUUUUCUGGCCAGCAACCAUCUUGGAAGCUUUGCGGAUCUCUGAUUUGCCAAGGGACUCCCCUUUAAGGAGGCUGAUUUCAAAUCUUAGUGCCCAUCUGUCUUGAACAACUUUCAAGAAAACGAUGUGAGAGAACGUAUCACCUAAUAACACACCACGUUUGUCUUGCCCCACCCCCACUUCCUGAGCAGAAACAAGACUCUGUCCAGUUCUGAAGCAGGUAGCUUUGGACCCCUGGUCUCUAGAAAUUACCCAUGCCUGCAGUAUGUUUUUCUAUGAGUGCUAUUCUGUGCUUAGAGACAGAGGAAUUUAUUAUUACUGUUAGAAGACCUUCUGCUCACAAGAGAGAUAACGUCAAGGUAAAAUGUACCUUGGAUCCCCAUCGCUUCCAGUCACUGGUCAAUGAGUCUUGUUAUGCUAAAAUCAGAAGGCCUUUAGUGAGCUUAGCGGCAGUGACCUCCCGGGCAAUCACAGAAAUGGCUUCAAUUUGCUGCUCUGACUCACAACUCUAAGUGGCUGGGACCGGCAGAGGAUAGCAUUUUGAAACACUGUCUUAAGUGGUCUUUUUUUUUCCAUCCGGAGGACACAAACUGCUUUUCAUCUUUUUGUUGCACAGUGACACGCGAGCCUUGAACUCCUAAGGCUCCCCGCUCCCUGGUCUCUCUCCUCCUUCCCUCUCCUGGUCUUUUCAGGGCUGGUGCCUCUGAGAGUGUUUCACUCCACACUUCAGUAUGAAUAGCUUGACAUCAGGUGCCUUUGACAGGUGUUUGAAACACACAUUUGAGAGAGGAGGAAAGCAGACGUCGGUGAUGCAAGAUGAAGAAGGGGAAAGGACCUGAGAGGGAAAGGACGUGUAGUCUCAUUUUCUUUCAGAUGUGGGCUGUUUUCCCACAAACACACUCAGAUUUUUUUUUUUUUUUGGAUUUGUACUUCAUUUAACAGUUAUUUCUACCAUCUUGUUUCUGCUGCUGCUGGAUACCAGGGAUGUGGUGUCCACAUCUUUUGGCCUCAUUGGCCUGCCACUAUAGUGCUUUGGGGAAGAGAAAGAUACCACUUCCUCAGCAAGAAGCACUUCCUCUUCCUACCCUUGCCGAAAGGAAAAAAAAAUGGUUUUGCCUGAAUCCCAAAUUGGACUUUUGUAGGUAAACUGAGAAAAUGGCCACAAAUGCUUCCCCUCUCAUUUUCCUGUGAAGGGGUUUGUCCUCUCACUACCACAGACCCUACCAAAUGCACCUAAACUCUCCUACAUGGUGAGAGACAAGCCUGGUCACCACGGCCAUUAUCUGGGCCCAUCUUAACAGACAUGGGAGAAAAUCUAGCCACGACCAACAAAAGAACUGCCUAGCUGAGCCGAGCCCAAACUGGGGAUUCCUACUUGAGAGGAGACGUUUGGUAUCCCCACGUGUUCAUUUAUCAAGGAUGAACCUCUCAUCAGAAUAUUUGGCUCUGAUUGGUCACUCACCCAACCUUGGGUGUCACACAACCUUCGAUUUUGUUAACAGACGUUUCAAUCUGCGUCAUGGUGGUGAGACUCGUGACUGGGUGAAGUAUCUGGAGCAAGGUGAUGCUUGCUUCCCUAAUCCAGUGGUGGUCAAUUCUCUACUUAUUGAUCUAUGUGUAGCCUCUGAAGAAGGUUGGUCAGCAUUUCCUCUGACUUUUUCCCCGGCCACCUGACUGGAAUUCCAGAGUCCAUUCUGUUAGCAUCCAUUGUACUUCAUGAGAUUUUUUUUCAGAAAAAGUCCUCUAUGUGUGAUGUAAGGAGCUGCUGGGCGAGGGUUGGAGGGGUAGAAUCAUUGCCUGGAGGAGAACUGGCCUGCCAAAGGACUUCAUGGUUGCUUUGGCUUGCCCUAGAUGGAUCAGGAGGAUACUUCAGCCCAAUGCUGGCACUUCCAAGGGCUGGAAGACAAAAGCCAUAACUCUGGUGCUGAGUUUUAGACUUAGUUUAGCUAGUGUCCCUGGCUUCAGAAAACCUAGGUCUGAUCCAUCUGUUUGGGCUCUAAAUCCACAUGGCAAAGACAUCAUUCCUUAAUCACCAGCCUUUGAUUUCAACUUGCUCAGGCACUCUUGAAGAAUGUUGGAUAGCCGCAGUAGCUAUUGUUAUACUGAGCACUGUGUCAGGCUUCUUACCACCAAAGAGCCCCGUCGCACAGGCCACAGAGACCAAAUACAUUGCUUUGUAGAGCCAGGGGCAAGUAUGAGCUUAGUGAAAGCUGAGGGGAGCAAUAAAUUUAAAAAAAAAGUUAAAAUUGGAAACACAAGUUCUAAAGACAACAAGUCUAUAGGCUGGCAUUUUUUUUUAAGUUCAAUGUAUAGAAGAUAACAGGCUUUCAAAAUAACUGGGGGAAAGUGGAACACAGAUUGUUCUUUGUAGGGCUGCAUGAAUCGCAUGGGCUUCCAGACCUCCAGUAGAGAGGAGGAGCAGUGGGUUCUGGGUACGUGGGUAGGAGAAGAUGCUAAACAGACAAGGCUAAGCUGGAUGCUCUCCGUGCCCUCGACGUUUCUUUACACACCCCUUUGUUUCUUCUCCAAAUACUGUGUCCCGCACAGGAAGUGCCUAUACGUAUUAUUUCCUUUCCUGUUUUCCUAGGGCAUAAAGAAAAGUCUCAUAUAAGAGGUGAUCUCCAUCCACUGAUUCCCUACAAUUUAAGAAGGAAGAUAAGUCAUGCCCAAGAAAGAAUGAGUAUAUUUUAUGCAUAUGAAAAGAAAUAGUGCUAUGGAUAAAUUAUAAUAAACUCAGAGAUUUAAAAUUUUUUAAAAAAAACUUAAAUGGGAAUAUUUUGAUAUUUAACUGUUGUGUGUUUGUCCAUCCAUCCCAGUUUUAGGACAUGCUCAGCGAUCUGCAAAGGCAGGCUGUAGAAGUCUGAGCUGAGAAGUGGUGAGGGGAACAGAGAGAGAUGAGUGGCAGGGGUGGGGAGGGGGCAGAGGCCUGCUUCAGGAGCUUCUGUCUCUGCCUGUGACUCACAGCUGAGUCAGGGACAAGCUGGAGAGGGAGCGUGGAAGCGGGUGGCGGGAGGGGUCCCCUGGUGCUCAGAGCUCUUCUCUAGGACGUGUAUAGACUCAUUAGGAGACUCAGACAGUGUUCAGUUCUUUCAUCCAAGCAAGCCCAGGGGAGCUCAGGAUGGAGUCCUCCAGGCACUUGUAUCUACAGCUUGGGGUGCAGCAGCACCUCACAUGGGUAGGGAACCCCAUCUCUUCUCACGAUCCUCACUCUGCACACGGUGUAGGCCUGUGUGAGGGUGAGGGGAGGCUGGCGCUACAUAUCAAAAUCUGGUUAGAUCCAAGGCAGCCUUUGAGAGGAGUGGAGUAGCAGAUACUGCAUUGGUUCAUCCACUCUCCAUCCCUUUAAAAAUAGAUGGAGAAACCAUUAUCCCUGUUUGCAGAGUCCCAAACCUGUCAGAUCUUUACAUUCCCCGUCUAUAGGCUUUUCCUGUUGGAUCUGUGUUUUACAAAACUGCCUGGCCAUAGGAACUAUUUGCUUAGGGCCUGGAGAAAGAUGGCUCAGCAGUCAGAAACACUUAACUGCUUUAGCAGGGGACCUGAGUUUGGUUUCCGGUAACCUCACAAUGCUCACAGCUGUCGCUAACUCCAAUCCCAGGGACCCACUGAUCUUGUAGAGCAUCUGGGAGCACGAAUCUCACAUGUAUAUGCCAUAAAAACCACUCAGACACACAAAAUAAAAAUAAAUAUGUUGUUAAAACCCGAAACUGAAAGGAUCUAGAGAGAUGACUCUGUGAUUGCAGGUGCUGGCUACUGUACCUGAGAAGCCACACUCAUUUUCCAGCACAUGGAGCCUCCCCGCUCCAGUUGUAGGGGAUCUGAUACCCUCUUCUGGCCUCUGCAGGUACUGCACACAUGUGGACAGACACGCAGGAAGGCAAAAUACACACAUAAAAAAGGAAAAAACAUUUGAAAAAACACUUGGUAAAAUAAUCGCAUGUGGGACUGGGGAUGCCACUCAGUUGGUAGAGCGCUUGAUUCGAGUGCACAAAGCCCUGGUUCAAUCCCCAGCACUAUAAACCAGGGGCCGUGGCACGUGCACGUCAUCCCAACAUUUGGGAGGUAAAGGCAGGAGAGUUAGAAGUGCAAGGUUACUUUUGGCUGCAUAGUGAGUUCAAGGCCAGCCUGGGCUGUAUGAUUAUUUUAAGAACCAAACAGUAAAAACAAUUUUUAAAAAACACAAGGAUUACUGUCUGCCUGUCAAAGAUGCUGUUGAGCUGUGCCUUGGAGAAUGGGUGGGUGGAUCUGGAGUAAAGAUUUGUACUCUGAACAUAUGCAGAGAGCCUUGUGGUAGAUGUGUUUGGGUGGUGUUACACUGGAUCGUACCUCUGGUGCACCCCUAUCUGCUGGCCAGGAGUAUUGUUCGUGUCUGUAUUGGUCAGGAUUAUUUUAUUCCAAUGUCAUGGUGAGGUCCCUCUAACUCCCUUGGGGCUGGCACUGGUGCAGCACCAGCUAUGACACUGGAGACUGGCUCAUCAGAGUCCAGCAGAAAGGAGACAUUUAAAGGGAGAGGGUUGGAAGCCCUCCCCCAGGAGACUCCUUGAGAUGUUCCAACUCCCAGAAUAGUGAUGUGUUGUGACAGGCUGAGAUCAGACAACAGGAAUUACAGGUAAUUUUCUUAUUCCCUUGCCAUCCCGAAUAAAACUUAGCUCGUGAAUAGAAAGAAAGCCAUUGGGGAAAAUGGCAAACGUAAAUCAUUUCUAAAGGGUACAAAUGAACGGCUUUGCUAAUAGCAUAACUUUUAUGUUAGGAGCAAUAGUGGGUGGAGGAAAAAUAGUAAAAUAUACCCCUUCCAAAAUUGAUUUAGUUGUGGCCAGAAUCUUAUGGGAAUUUAGAAGUGAUGUAUACAGGGUAAGGAUUAUCCCUGGAGAUUCUAAGGUCUAAGAAGCAAAAUGGUGCCUAGCAUUCCCUGCCAGGACCCUACCUCCUCGGCACUUGGGGCAACCAGUGAAGCUCAAAGGCGAGUAAGAGGCUAAGUUGCUUGAAGCCUGAGGUUGGCAGUGAUGGGGCAUAUUUGUUCUUUGCAGCAACCCGUGUGUUUUCCCACCUUACACAAUGUGGAGCUGAGGUUAAAUAUGCCAAGUGACCACUUAUUGCCAAAUAGCGUUUAGUCUUUAAAUGGCCUUCUGACUGUCUAGGGUUCUUCCCAAUUCCUGCAGUCAUCACAGGCCCAGACCGCCACUUAUUCUCUUCACAACCAGGUGGAGAGUGGGGAGAGCCCCGAGUCGAUAUUCACUCACAGGUCAUCAUCGAGGAGAAGCUACGAAGAUGGGUAUUGGCCACUUCAUCUAUCCACGUGAGUUCCUUGAAGUCUACUCUGACAGGGAGGGGCCUUUGCUGGGAGGAUCUCCAUCCUCAGCACCAAGUGGUGAGGGAGAAAGGCUUUGACUAACGUGCUGCCACUCUCUGCAUUCUUCUCAAAAAGGAAUUUCUAAGCCAAGCUACAAAUGCAGCCAGGCUCGGAAUUCCACAGUUGAGGGCAGGGGCUGUCGUCCUCACUACAUUUUGAGAAACAUUCUUAUUUUUUUUAGGUAAAACUGGGGAUCCAGAUCUAGAGGGGGAUAAAGAAGACAAGAAGGAUAAAGUUGUGGCAGUUGAGCUAAAAAGCCAUGUUUGAGUUUUCUGUGGGGCUGAGUGGACAGGAGUAAAUGUGGUCUGACUCCUUCUAUCUAGAAGGUUGGGAGACACCCAUAGCUUCUCUCUUGCCAUGUUUAUUAAUAAAGAUGUUAGACACUUCUCCGUGAGAUAUUUCCUUGUGAAAGUAAAGACCACAACAUCAAAACAUUGGGUUGCAAAGUUGCCUACUUCACGAGAGUCACCUGCCCCGUCGUUUUUGUGCCUUGUCUGUGACGUCAAAACGCAAAUGUUUAUAUCACUGUCACUCAUGAUUAUUUUCCUAUGUCGGACAAACAAAGUGCAUUUGGUUGUAAUGUUUUAAAGUAAAUAAAGCAUUUCAUCUAA
Rattus norvegicus (Norway rat) is the source of this 21188-nucleotide messenger RNA. NCBI's taxonomy places the organism in Eukaryota, Metazoa, Chordata, Mammalia, Rodentia, Muridae. The record is from RefSeq and is a predicted model, not a curated record.